AAUUUUUUGGAAAAUGGGAUUGCUCUCAUACAACACAGUUAUCCAAGACACCCUGCUGUCAGCGCCGCUCAAUGUGACUAUUAAAGAGAUUGAAGUCAACUCUGCGUUGGUCACAUGGGAAAUCUUGGAGGGAGAUCCUGUCAUUGGAUUUGCCAUCACCCAGCAGAAGAAGGACGUGCGCAUGCUGAGGUUCAUACAGGAGGUGAACACCACCACACGCUCCUGCGCUUUGUGGGAUCUGGACGAGGACACGGAGUACAUCGUCCACGUUCAAAGCAUCAGUAUGGGAGGCAGCAGCCCCCCCAGCGAACCUGUCCUCUUCAGAACGCCCAAAGAGUCCGAGAAACUGGCUUCCAAAAGUCCAGAUGAGGUGACGAUGAAGGAGGUCGGUCAGGCGGCCCAGCUACGGGCGGGAGAGCUCAUCAUUAUUGUCGUGGUGCUCGUCAUGUGGGCAGGGGUGAUUGCCUUGUUUUGUCGCCAGUAUGACAUCAUAAAAGACAAUGAGCCCAACAACAACAAGGACAAAGCCAAGAACUCCUCAGAGUGCAGUACUCCAGAGCACCCACAGGGUGGGCUACUGCGCAGUAACGUCUAAGACCAGCUUGGCAUCACCUUCUGCAAUAACCAACUCCUCUAACCUCAGGACAGGCCCUGAGACCAAUAGAAAGCCAUUCUCAGAAAUCAUUAA
Molecule: messenger RNA, 688 nt
Organism: Thalassophryne amazonica
Lineage: Eukaryota; Metazoa; Chordata; Actinopteri; Batrachoidiformes; Batrachoididae
Gene: fndc5b
Product: fibronectin type III domain containing 5b
Exons: 6
Coding region: 14-595 (193 amino acids)
Molecular function (GO): protein binding
Source: RefSeq, a predicted model, not a curated record